CCCAGCAUCCUCUUCCAGGGCGACCCCAGUCUGAAAGUCGUGUUUGUCCUAACUGGGGGAAAACGAGCACAUUCUUGUCGAAGUAUGGAUAAGUUCACAGUUUGUACGUUGGUUAUAGCGCUCGGUGCAUUUGUGCAGUUUGAGGUUGUUUUUACUCAGAAUUCCCGAAACAAUUUGACAGAGAUUCUCCCGAAAGCGGGCCGAUGCCCGCGUCUUCUGCAAGUGGUGCCAUCACGCAAGGGCUGCGCGCGUGAUCAAGACUGCCCUGAGAACCACAAGUGUUGCGUCUUUGACUGUGGAGCCUCCUGCGUCCCUCCUUCUUUCAAUAAGCCAGGAGUGUGUCCGCGUCGAAAGUGGGGCUUUGGGCAGUGUGCCGAGUUUUGCUCUGACGACAGUGACUGUCCCAAUGAGGAGAAAUGCUGCUCCAACGGAUGCGGACACGAGUGCACGGUACCUUACAAAGUGAAGCCGGGCCGUUGCGCUCUGCCCCAAGGAACUCCCAUGUGUGCAGAGUACUGCUACCAUGAUGGUCAAUGUCCAGAGGAGCAGAAAUGCUGCAGGACAACCUGCGGUCAUGCAUGCAGUAAGCCCUGCUGAGUUGACGACAAUCAACUUCAUGACAAAAAUACAGAAGGAGAAAGGAGAGUGUUUUUUUUUUUAAAUAAACAUUUUCCUUCAACGGUGGUUACGGGGUGUACAUCGGAAGUAUUCAGAUCAUACAAAUUUUUAGCUCAAAUCAUUUCCUGUCUUGCUAUUUAAAAUAAAUAAAUAAA
This is a messenger RNA of Hippocampus zosterae (dwarf seahorse), 773 nucleotides long. RefSeq names its product whey acidic protein-like. The record is from RefSeq and is a predicted model, not a curated record. Gene Ontology annotation, molecular function: peptidase inhibitor activity. Gene Ontology annotation, biological process: antibacterial humoral response; innate immune response. Gene Ontology annotation, cellular component: extracellular region. Lineage: Eukaryota; Metazoa; Chordata; Actinopteri; Syngnathiformes; Syngnathidae. The transcript is spliced from 4 exons. The coding region runs from base 85 to 597 and encodes 170 amino acids.